GAAUAGUCUAAUUGAACCAGAGCACGUUUUGUUUUUAUUAUUGUUUUGCUCAACGAUCCAAGAAAGACUAGAAGCGAAAGAAAUGUUAAAAAAGGAUACAAAUCCUUUUGCCCAACUGGGACUUAGACCAUGGCUGACAAAACAAUUAACAAAACUUGGCUUGAAACAAGCUACUCCCAUUCAGCAAGCAUGCAUUCCCUCAAUAUUGGAUGGUAAAGAUUGUAUAGGCGCAGCUAAAACUGGUUCAGGGAAAACAUUUGCCUUUGCCUUACCCAUUUUGGAGAAAUUAAGUGAGGAACCUACCAGCCAUUUUGCCUUGAUUCUAACACCAACUCACGAGUUGGCCUAUCAAAUUUCGGAACAGUUUCUGGUGGCUGGCCAACCAAUGGGCGUAAGAGUAUGUGUUGUUUCUGGUGGCACUGAUCAAAUUAUUGAGGCACAAAAGUUGAUGCAAAGGCCUCAUAUUGUGGUGGCUAUGCCUGGACGUUUGGCAGAUCAUUUAACUGGCUGUGAUACAUUUUCAUUUGAUAAUUUAAAGUUUUUAGUAGUGGAUGAAGCUGAUCGCAUGUUAAAUGGUGAUUUCGAUGAAAGUCUGAAGAUAAUAGAACAAUGUAUACCGAAGAACCGACAGAAUCUUUUCUUUUCGGCAACCAUGAAAGAUUUUAUCAAGGAGAGUAGCAUAUUCCCAAUAUCAAAAGAUUGUUUGGAAUGGUCAGAAGAAUUUCAAGUAGCCACAGUGGAAACAUUGGAUCAACGUUAUCUGUUGUGUGCUGAUUACGAUCGUGAUAUGGUGCUGAUUGAGGCCUUACGUAAAUACCGCGAAGAGGAUGAAAAUUCAAAUGUCAUGAUCUUUACGAAUACCAAGAAAUACUGCCAACUAUUAUCAAUGACUUUGAAUAAGGUGGGCAUACAAAAUGUUUGCCUACAUGGGUUUAUGCGUCAAAAGGAACGUGUGGCUGCCCUCAAUCGUUUCAAAUCACGUCAUGUUCGUACUCUCAUUGCCACCGAUGUGGCAGCUCGUGGUCUGGAUAUUCCAAGCGUUCAAUUGGUUAUAAAUCAUCGUUUGCCUCGAACACCUAAAGAAUAUAUACAUCGUGUCGGGCGUACAGCACGAGCCGGACGAAAGGGUAUGGCUAUUUCUAUAUUCCGUUUUCCGAGAGACUUGGAGUUAUUGGGUGAAAUAGAACAGGCCAUUAAUACAAAAUUGACGGAACAUCCUAUCGAUCAAAAAAUGGUUGAACGAAUUUUCAUGCAAGUAAAUGUUACACGGCGAGAAUCGGAAAUUGAAUUGGAUAAUAAUGACUUUGAUGAAAGGGCCCAAAACUAUAGGCGAAAGCAAUGGAUACUGGAGGGUAAAGAUCCCGAUGAAAUGGAAAAUCUAUACCGUAAAAAACAAAAGGACAAAAUUAAGGAAAUUAAAAGAAAACGUAAAGAACGUCAAAACGAAACCCAAAACGAAGGACCUCCAGCUCUUGUGCAAGAUGAUCGUUUUAAAGAUGUCAAUGCGGAACGUUUCCAGAAAAAGAAGAAGAAAAAAUCUACCAACAAUGAAGUAACCACAAGUUCCGACCAACAAAACAAGAAGAAGAAGACAAAGGUCGAUAAACGUUUUAAAACAGCUCUGCCUAAUAAAAAAUCCAAAACACUGUUAAUAGGACAAAAAAAUAAAAAGAAAACAUGAAAAAAAUAAGAAA
This is a messenger RNA of Musca domestica (house fly), 1694 nucleotides long. RefSeq names its product probable ATP-dependent RNA helicase Dbp45A (gene Dbp45A). NCBI's taxonomy places the organism in Eukaryota, Metazoa, Arthropoda, Insecta, Diptera, Muscidae. The record is from RefSeq and is a predicted model, not a curated record. Gene Ontology annotation, molecular function: ATP binding; nucleic acid binding; RNA helicase activity. The transcript has 6 exons. The coding region runs from base 83 to 1681 and encodes 532 amino acids.